Messenger RNA from Diorhabda carinulata, 1377 nucleotides. RefSeq names its product mitochondrial dicarboxylate carrier (gene Dic1). Gene Ontology annotation, molecular function: antiporter activity; succinate transmembrane transporter activity; oxaloacetate transmembrane transporter activity. Gene Ontology annotation, biological process: succinate transmembrane transport; thiosulfate transport; phosphate ion transmembrane transport. The coding region runs from base 420 to 1274 and encodes 284 amino acids. Lineage: Eukaryota; Metazoa; Arthropoda; Insecta; Coleoptera; Chrysomelidae. The record is from RefSeq and is a predicted model, not a curated record. The transcript has 7 exons.
CAUUGAUUAUGAAGCAAAUAUUUUAAAACGAUUAUUCUCACACAUAUUUCAGUAUCUAAUACUAAAUAAAUAAGGUGAAGAUAUCUAAAAUGAAUUGAAAAAUUCUUACCGGGUAAACACAAUGGUUCAAACUAAUAAUCAGAAGUAUUAAAAAAGACACAUUUUAAAAGGCGACACUCCAAACCACUAGAAGAUCCAUACUUUUUGUUUAUUCCUGUUUUGGGACCUUCAAAAUCUGGAGAAAAGAAUAGAGAAAACUGCGUCUUUGGUACAGGUGCAGAAAAAUAUCUCUAAAGAAAUUUUUCAACAAGAGAAAUCCAUUGCAUUAUGUGUAGAUUUAAAUUUAUAUCUAAUAAUAUCCAGAGAUGUCUGAGAAGCAUUCUCUCUCUCUUUAACCCGAAUCAAGUAAACAAUAGAUCAUGAAGAAAAAUCAGGAGAAGUUAUCCAGAUGGUACUUUGGAGGAACAGCAUCCGCAGGUGCUGCCUGUUUUACACAUCCAUUGGAUCUUAUAAAAGUACAUUUACAAACACAACAAGAAGGAAAGCUUUCUAUUAUAGGAAUGACCACAAAUAUUAUCAAAAAGCAAGGGAUUUUAGCUUUAUAUGCUGGUCUAUCUGCUUCACUUCUAAGACAGGGAACAUAUUCUACUACUAGGUUUGGUAUGUAUGAAGUGUUGAAGCAGAACACAAGAAGCGAUACAUUCACUUCUAAGAUUGCUAUAGCUGCAUUGGCUGGAGGCGCAGGAGGUAUCGUUGGUACUCCCGCUGAUAUGAUAAACGUCAGAAUGCAAAACGAUAUUAAAUUACCCGUAGAAAAACGAAGGAAUUACAAACACGCAAUUGACGGACUCAUACGAGUGUUUAGAGAAGAAGGCCCAACGAGAUUAUUUUCAGGAGCAACGACAGCAACUACUCGAGCGAUUUUUAUGACAAUUGGACAGCUUUCAUUUUAUGAUCAAGUGAAAAUAUUAAUGCUAGGAACUCCUUAUUUCAAUGAUAAUGCAGUAACGCAUUUUUUAGCGAGUCUCACAGCGGGGGCAAUUGCAACAACAUUAACACAACCAUUAGAUGUACUGAAGACAAGGUCCAUGAAUGCCAAACCCGGUGAAUUCAAACAUUUGGGAGAAAUAAUUCUUUACACGGCAAAGCUGGGACCAUUGGGAUUUUUCAAAGGAUAUAUUCCAGCUUUUGUGAGAUUAGCUCCUCAUACUAUUUUAUUAUUCCUAAUUUUGGAACAAUUGCGGUUAAAUUUUGGAUUUUUACCCCCAGAAUAAUUGGUUUCGCUAGCGUUUGAUGUGAUUGUGCUAAAUAAAGUUUUCAUGUCAAAAUGAAUUUAUCUUUAUGAAAUAAUUAAUUAUAUGUUGUAAACUAUUAAAA